Molecule: messenger RNA, 1072 nt
Organism: Eurytemora carolleeae
Lineage: Eukaryota; Metazoa; Arthropoda; Copepoda; Calanoida; Temoridae
Product: fasciclin-2
Exons: 12
Biological process (GO): dendrite self-avoidance; homophilic cell-cell adhesion; axon guidance
Cellular component (GO): axon; plasma membrane
Molecular function (GO): cell-cell adhesion mediator activity
Source: RefSeq, a predicted model, not a curated record
UUGGCAUCACUUGGGAUGACGCUCCAAUUCUGCAGUACGCUAAACUCAAUCAAAACUACAAAAUAAGGUGUAAAGUGAGAGCUGAACCCCCAGCUAAUAUUGAUUGGUUUAAAGGGUCGUCUGUUAUACUUUCAGGUUCUAGAUUUGUGAUAGAAAGUGACGGUUUGGUGGUCCAAGGGGUGAGGAAAGAUGACGGAGGGGUUUACACCUGUAGAGCCAGGGUACCAGAAACGGGGGAGCUAGAAGAACGAGAUAUUCAACUUGAGGUUGAGGAACCCCCUGUUUGGGUAGUAGAGCCUGGAGAUCAGGUUGGGAUAGAACAAGAUAAAGCUGUUUUCCAAUGUCGAGCAGUUGGAUCUCCUCCUCCUAGAUACUCAUGGGUUGGACCUAAUGGAGAAGAUGUUACAUCCAAGGAUGGUUGGAAACAAACUGAAAAUGAAGGAAUUUUAACAGCCUAUCAGGUGUACGGCAAAGAUCGCGGAAUGUACAAGUGUAUUGCUGAAAACAAUGCUGGUAGAAUUGAAUCCACAUUCAAGUUUGAAGUUAUCAUAAGACCUCGUGUACAAGAAUUGUACAAUGCUACGUACAAGGUUGGAGAUGAAAGAGCAGAACUUAGAUGUAUUGCAUCUGGACAUCCUCUCCCUAACAUUGUUUGGAGAAAAUGGUCAAAAAAUGAACCGUAUGUGAAUGGACUACAGCCCGGGGAUCCUAGAAUAAUGGUUCUUGAAGCUAUUGUUGAAGCUCCCCCAUACACAACUGAAGGGGAAACCGAGUGGAAAGAAUCAACUCUAAUAAUUAACAGUGUUAAACGGACAGACGAUGGACUCUAUGAGUGUCAGACAACAAAUCAAGGAGGUUCCUACUUUAAAUCUGGACAUAUGACUGUGGAAUUUGCCCCAACAUUUGAGCAUCAAGUCGUGAAAAAGGAAUGGUCCUGGGAUCAAAAAGAAGUGAACUUAACAUGCUUAGCAACCAGUAUACCUAACGCAACUAUCUCCUGGUGGUAUAACAAGGAAAAGUUUAUCUAAAGAUAUAAAUUUUAAGAAUAAUCAAAAUCUCCACAAAUAAUAAG